CCGGAGCAGGAGCAGGAGUUCGACAUCUGCAACGACGAGGGCUUCGUCUACAAGGUCCCCAGCGGGCUCUACCCCGACGCCGCGCCCUCCUCCACCCAGGCGGCGGGGGCGGCGACGGGCCCCGACCCCGAGAUCGUCGGCCUGCGCCGCCGCCGCCGCGCGCUCCUCCGCCUCCGCGCCAAGCGCCUCCGCCAGCUCUCCCGCUGGGAGGCCCUCGCCUCCGAGCUCCUCGCCCCGCUCCCCGCUCCCCAGCCACCGGCUUCCCAAUCUCCUCCCGCUUCCCCGCAUCCCGUCGCCGCCACCGCCACCGCCGCCUCGGCUUCCGUCCUCGACGACCUCAUCGCGCAGGCCGAUGUGCAGGCGGAGCUUCUCAAGAAAGCAUCACAGCUGUGCGACGAGAUCAACGCGCUCUGCGACGCGCACGAGGCGGCCAUCGUGGAUCACAUAGCCGUGCUGCCGGUAUGGGGCAACCCGCGGGAGCUUGUGGCUUCGCUGUACAGUCCCGACCCUCACGAGCAGGCUGAACCCGGUGGCUUGGAUGAAGGGAAUGGAGGCUUCCAAAGUUUGAGUAGCCAACCGGGCAAAAGAGCUAUUGGAGUUGCUUCAGCGGCAGUUGAAAGGGUAAAAAUUAUUGGUGAUAAACGGAUUCAGAGCCCUUCCCCAUGCAAAAGAUGCUCCCACUUCGGUUGUGGUGGGAAGAACUGCUGUGAAACCCGUGCUGAACUAGGCGAUGAGCUUCUUCCACCCGUUCUCGCUGAGAACAGGAAGAAGAAAGGGGCAGCUAGUCCUUUAAGCUCCAAUAGUGUUGCAGCACAAGCCUCUAACAAACGAAAGAGUCAGAAGACAUCAGGGAAUAAAUCUAUGCCCUCAGGCACUCCCGGAUCAACAAUGAGAAGGAAGGCUGCUUCCAUUCCAAGAGCUCCAGACACAUCUCGUAGCCCGGGGCCUACAACCAGGAGAAGGGCAGCAGCACAGCAUGCAUCACCACGCUCAUGACCAGCUCUUAUAUAUGUUUGUUGUAAACAGUGCGUUUUCUCGCAGCUUGAUUUAUGGUGUAAAUGUGGCCAUCCUGUGUUGUGCAAAGUUAGCACCCUGAUUUGCAGAUGCAACUGAGGUAGUGAGGUGUCCUGUUAUGUUAUGUAAUCUUAUUUCACUGUGAGGUUCUCUUUAGCUGUUAGUUGUCAUCGUGUGUGGGCCCAAAUUGCGAUUCGCUGUAACCACAUCUUGCUGGCAAUGCUGUUAACAAGUGCUUGACUUCCACUCCACCUGGAAAUACUGGUCGUGUAAGUGGCUGCCACUUUUCUGAAUUUACAGUACAUGAGCAUGCAUCCUC
Molecule: messenger RNA, 1333 nt
Organism: Setaria italica (foxtail millet)
Lineage: Eukaryota; Viridiplantae; Streptophyta; Magnoliopsida; Poales; Poaceae
Exons: 5
Source: RefSeq, a predicted model, not a curated record